Messenger RNA from Acanthosepion pharaonis, 1371 nucleotides. NCBI's taxonomy places the organism in Eukaryota, Metazoa, Mollusca, Cephalopoda, Sepiida, Sepiidae. The record is from the annotation of a GenBank genome assembly.
AUGACACAAUUCACUCUGCCAGAAAUUUGGAUACAGCAUUUCUUUCUUUCUUUCUUUCCUUAUUUCCCUCUUCACGUCCUUCUUUCUUUUCUUAUUUUCUUCUGGUCUUCAUUCUUUCCAUCAUUCCUUUCUUUCUUUCUUUCUUUCUUUCUUUCUUUUCUUUCUUUCUUUCUUUCUUUCUUUCCUUCCUUGCUUUCUUUCUUCUUUCUUUCCAUCCUUGCUUUCUUUAUUCCUUUCUUCUUUUCUUUCUUCCCUUUAUUUCUUUCUAACUUCCAUCUUUCCCUCCUUCCUUUUUCACUCGCAUCUUUUGCUCUUUCUUUUUCAUUCUUUCAUUCAAUUCUUUAUUCCUGCUGUCAUUUUUCCUCCCUUUCUUUUUCUCGUCCCUCCUCCUUCUCAUCCUCCUUUCUUUGUUCCUUCCUUCCUUUCUUUCUCUUUCUCUUUCUGUCUUUCUUAUUUUUCUUUUUUUUUUCCUUAUAUCUUUCUUUUCCUUCUUUCCUUGCAUUUUUCCUAAGCAUUUCAAUUUUAAAGUUUCUUUCUUUUUUUCUGUAUUUAUUUUCUUUUUUCCUCUUUCCAUUCCCUCCUUCCUAUCUUCUUUCCUUACUUUAUUCAUAUAUUUGUCUUUUUCUUCAACCCUUUCUUCCUUCCUUCCUUUUUUUCCAUGCAUCUUUCCAAACCAUUGCAAUGUUAGUUUCUUUCUUUCUUUAUCUUCCCUUCUUUUUUACUGUCUCCAUUCCUUCCUUCCUUUCCUUCCUUCCUUCCUUCCUGCCUUCCUUCCCUUCCUUCCUUCCCUUCCUUUCCUUCCUUCCUUCCUUCCCUUCCUUCCUUCCUUCCUUCCUUCCUUCCUUCCUUCCUUCCUUCCUUUCUUUCCUUCCUUCCUUUCUUUCUUCCUUCCUUCCUUCCUUCCUUCCUUCCUUCCUUCCUUCCUUCCCUUUUUCCUUUCCUUCCUUCCUUUUCCUUCCUUCCUUUCCUUCCUUACAUCAUUCAUGUAUUAAUUUCUUUUCUUCCUCUCUUUCUUUCUUUUGUUCUUUCUUUCUUUCUUUCUUUUUCCUUACUUCCAUUCUUUCCUUGCUUUUUCCCAAUCAUUUCAACAUUAAAGUUUCUUUCUUUCUUCUUCCUUUCUUUCUUUUCUUUUUUCUCUCUAUUUCUUUCUUCCUUCAUUUUUUAUUUCAUUCAUUUAUUCAUUCCUUUUCUUCCUCCAUUCUUUCAUUUUUUUUCUUUCCUUCUUUCCUUGCUCUGCUUCUUCCUUCCUUCCACCCUUUUACUUCUUUUUUGUCUGCAUUCAUUCAUAUAUUUCUUUCAUUUUAUUCCCAAUCAUUCCAUCUUUAUGUGAAAAUAAUUUCUUUCUCAGUUUUAAGUCUCAAUUUCAGAUGA